ACUAGCUGUAGGCUUGAACUCUUUCUUCAUCAUAUUUCGACAAUAUACGAAGUUUGGAUAAUGAGUAUUGAGUGUAUAUGCAGGGUAGAAGGAAAAAGAAGCUGUUUUGGGUGUCAGCCAUUGCUCCUCUCAUAUCUGUCAUUCUCUCCACUUUGAUAGUGUUUGUGUCAAGAGCUGAUAGACAUGGAGUUAAGAUAGUUAAGGAAGUAAAAGAAGGGUUGAACCCAAUCUCUGUUCAUCAGCUGCAAUUCAACAGCUCAGGUGUUGGCUUAGCUGCCAAAUCUGGCCUCAUUGCUGCCAUCAUAGCUCUCACAGAAGCGAUGGCUGUUGGCCGAUCCUUCGCCUCCAUUAAAGGCUACAACAUUGAUGGGAACAGGGAGAUGAUUGCUAUGGGCUUCAUGAACAUUAUAGGCUCUCUAACCUCUUGCUAUGUAGCCACUGGUUAGUUUUA
Molecule: messenger RNA, 451 nt
Organism: Cucurbita pepo subsp. pepo (vegetable marrow)
Lineage: Eukaryota; Viridiplantae; Streptophyta; Magnoliopsida; Cucurbitales; Cucurbitaceae
Source: RefSeq, a predicted model, not a curated record